This is a messenger RNA of Haliotis rufescens (red abalone), 2011 nucleotides long. Its product is annotated as carbonic anhydrase-related protein-like. The transcript is spliced from 9 exons. Gene Ontology annotation, molecular function: zinc ion binding; carbonate dehydratase activity. The record is from RefSeq and is a predicted model, not a curated record. The coding region runs from base 380 to 1396 and encodes 338 amino acids. Lineage: Eukaryota; Metazoa; Mollusca; Gastropoda; Lepetellida; Haliotidae.
GAUGGCGAUGUAUGGAGCUCAGUGAUGGACAUAAUCUCCCUCCAUUACGGUGUUACCGACAUGGCACGACAAACAGGAGCUGUCUGGAGCUGCAGUGAGACCGAGUGACAGUCGGUGACGGGAAAGUCGCCAGCUGUGUCUCCGGUUUGAUAGACACUCUAUUUAUGUAUCGGGCACUUGUAUCGUAUGCAUCAAUGUGUCGGUGAUGCAGGUGCACCAUGUGUAGGGACACGCGUGUUUGUAUGUGACACAGACGCUGAUGUACUGGUACUGGGCGGACGUAUUGGAGGUGUAGGAGCAAGCAUCUUAACAGCGGCUGAAGCUGAGUGUAGAUGGUAGCCACACCGUUGUGAGUCAGUGUCUGGUGUACCAGAACAACAUGGACAACUCGAGCGGAAACGUACUCGGGGUGACUGCAAAGGUAAUUUCCACGUUACCCCUGCCUGGAACGCCGACCAUGCAGCAGUCAAGUCAAGACAUCCGUCGGAACUCUAGCAGCACCAUCCCCUACCCCCGGGAUGGCUCACACCGGCGCCUCUCCAGCAGUCUCUCAGCUGGCAUAGUAACAUGUGACCCAACAUUGAAGGACUGGACGGACCGCUACAUGUACAAACAUUGUCCAGAAUGGAAGGCUAUGUACCCAGAGACAAAAGGAAAACGUCAGUCGCCGAUCAACCUGUUUUCACAAGACGCCGUGUACGACCCUUCAUUGACGAAAAGUCAGAUGACCUUCGCAUACAGCACAUCACGUGACACAGAAAUACUUAACAACGGUCACACAUUGGUCAUCUACCCGAGGUCAAAGCAAGUGUUGAGCGGGGGUCCCCUGUCCCACGGGAGUGAGUACGAGCUGGGGGAGAUCCGCUUCCACUGGGGUCGGGAUGACUCCCGGGGCUCCGAGCAUACCGUCAACAACAAGGCGUUUCCUAUGGAAGUGCAACUUAUUCACUGGAAUACCCGUCACCAAGACAACCAAGAGGAUGCCUUGGGUCGGCCAGGGGGCGUGGUUAUUGUAUCCCUCUUCACGCAAGUAGGCCGCGAGCAUCAAGGAUUGCGAGUCAUCACCGACGGUCUCGAGGAUGUCCAAUAUAAGGGUCGUCAGAAAUCCCUACUGACCGGUUUCAACCCUGCGUGCCUUCUUCCAGACCCUUCUUUAAGAGAUUUCUGGACGUACGACGGCUCGCUCACAGCGCCCCCUUGUAACGAAGAGGUGACGUGGAUCCUCUUCCGGUACCCUCUGAUGAUCUCACAUCCGCAGAUAGAGGAGUUCCGGCGCCUGCGUACCACGAGCAAAGGCGACAUACUUCGCGUGGGAGAUGACGGAAUUAUGGUUGACAACUUCCGGCCAAUCCAGCCUCUUCACGGGCGGAAGUGCCGAGCUUCUUUCCAGUCUUGACCAAUCAGGGCGCUCCUAUGACAGAUCAUGACAUCAUGGAUAUUUAUAAUACAGCGCGGAAUUCUUUUGGAGACAUUGAUGUUGAGAACGUGUUAAUAGUGACGAACAUUCCUAUACUUGAGUGGGUGUCUGUAAACGCAAAACGUCUCUGGAAUGGCAAAUCUCUACUGGAGAUAUUUUAUUGAUGAACGAAGUCGAUGUUGACAAACUGAGGGUGCCCUUGGACAUAGAAGAGCCUCCUUUUCAACGAUAUCUUCCCGGGUAUCACCACCCUGGGAGGUAGUAUGAGUAAAACAUUCAAGGGACCAAGCAUCCAGAUCUGGGUUUUCAACUGGACAGGAUGUUGGUACUACAAAUUCAUCAAUGUGACGACAUGGUGGAACGGAAAGGGUAGUGAAAUUAAGCUUUGUCUCAAUAACUACAGGGACCAGUAUCUCAGGUACUAAUGGUAUCUCAGGUACUAAUGGUAUCUCAGGUACUAAUGUCGGACACAUGAAGAUCCGGGUUAGAACAGGUCUUCAGCAACACAUGCUUGCCGUAAAAUGCGACUAUGCUUGUCGGCCAUGCUUGUCGUGAGAGGCGAUCCGGAUCAGGUAGUCAGGCUCGCUGACUUGG